Molecule: messenger RNA, 692 nt
Organism: Triticum dicoccoides
Lineage: Eukaryota; Viridiplantae; Streptophyta; Magnoliopsida; Poales; Poaceae
Product: 60S ribosomal protein L19-1-like
Exons: 4
Coding region: 99-539 (146 amino acids)
Biological process (GO): translation
Cellular component (GO): ribosome; cytosolic large ribosomal subunit
Molecular function (GO): RNA binding; structural constituent of ribosome
Source: RefSeq, a predicted model, not a curated record
CUAGCGCAAACCCUUGCACCCCCAGCGCCUCCACCACAGCCACACACCACAGCUAGGGGAGGGAGGAGAGAAGAGGAAGCCGAGAGGCGGCGGCGGAGAUGGUUUCCCUGAAGCUGCAGAAGCGGCUCGCCUCGAGCGUGCUCAAGUGCGGCAAGGGCAAGGUCUGGCUCGACCCCAAUGAGGUCAACGAGAUCUCCAUGGCCAACUCUCCUGUUUUCUGGAAGGUCAAGGGUAACAUGUUCAAGAACAAGCUUGUGCUUAUGGAAAGCAUUCGCAAGUCAAAGGGUGAGAAGGCAAGAGAGAAGACGCUCUCUGACCAGUUUGAGGCUAAGCGAGUAAGCGUGCCAAGAGCAAGGCAAGCCGUGAAAGGAAGAUUGCCAGGAGGGAGGAGAGGCUUGCUCAGGGCCCAAGGGACCACUCCGCACCUGCUGCAGCAGCAGCAGCUCCUGCCCAACCUGCAGCGGCACCAAAGAAGGCAAAGAAGUGAAGAUCUGACGAUUAAGCGUUCUGUUUACUGGGUGAAAUCAGUUUGUUCUUAGCUAAGUAUGAACUAUUUUGUUCAGUCUUUAAGUAUCUUUAUCCCAGAUACCCUGGAUACAAUGUUUCAUGCUACUGGAUGUAGUAUUAGAUGCUUAUGCAAAGUUCCUUAUGAAAUGUUGCUGCUUAAUGCUGAUCUCUCUUCCCUUGCCUUU